Molecule: messenger RNA, 3484 nt
Organism: Pogonomyrmex barbatus (red harvester ant)
Lineage: Eukaryota; Metazoa; Arthropoda; Insecta; Hymenoptera; Formicidae
Gene: row
Product: relative of woc
Source: RefSeq, a predicted model, not a curated record
AUUAUAUCGAAUCUGAACAAAAUGCCAAAACUACGGAUAUCGCAAACUGUUUUAAAUGCUCGUCCAUCCAACAUGACAUUAAAUUUGGAGUGUACAGAGGAACCUCUGAGUGAAGCCCAGCUAACAUCAAAUACAAAACUCAAAGAGGAUUGCGAUAAAGUUGCAGUUAUUUUAGAAGAAAUCUUUAAAGAAGGAGGUAAAAUGGUAUGUCAGGCUGGUGUUGUCAGUGGCUAUCAAUAUACACUACCUUCAUCUACGCCGACACAGACUCCACCAGUUGUUCAAAAUAAUCCUCAAAUUUUAAAUGUUACUCAACAAAAUAAAAAUUCGGCUAUUAAAUUAAAUAUCGGUAAUACAAGUGGAUCUUCAACAGGAAACAUCCAGCUAGUGGUUGAUCCUCGCAUGGGAGUCAUUUUAGGAUCUGUUACACAAACCCAAGGUACAACUGCUACAACGACAUCUGUAGUUUCAACCGUGGCACAACCUCAACAAGAGAACUAUAAAUAUACAAGAUCUGGACGUAGGACAAAAGUUCUUCAGUUGCAACAACCCGAUAUUAUAGAAGAGUCUGCGCCCGUUACUCGUGUAAAAUCCAAGCCUGUGCCCGCAACACAUGUUACAACACCUACCACUUCUUCUCAACAACAAACGAUAAAUCUCAGAAUAAAGACUCCUAAUAAACAGACAGUAACUCAAUCAACUAUCAAGCCUACGGAACACACUAGCAUAGGUGGAAUAGCCAUCGGCUACAAAAAUACAGCUAGUGAACAUAUUGAUGAAAUCAAUAAAAAUCAGCCUGAUAGUAGAGAAUUUAUGUUCAACAAAACGAAUGGUGGCCGAACUUAUCCAUCCUUAGUCGUAAUAGCAAGGCCAAAUUUACGAAACAAGGAUAUUCCAUCACAAGUUGCACAAAAAGAAAGACAAGCAUUAGAUGCCAAAGUUAAGAACGUGCUCAUGUUUUCUGCCACGAAAUUCGCCGAAUGGUUGAUACAACAAGGUUUAGUAAAAUCACAACAAUAUUGUUCACAGCACAAUGCAAAUUUUCCGAGUCCCAAACUCAAGUUAGGAAUGUAUAGCGAUCAGGGAACAUUUCCCUACUCCGGUGGAUAUGUUUGGAUAUCCAAUUGUUGUCCUGACAGAUUUGUCUCUGUCUUCUCAGGUUCUAUUUUCCAAGGAGCUCAUUAUACACCUACAGUUUUAUUAAAAUUAAUUUAUCAUUGGGCAUGCCAAACUAACGUGCAAAAUGUAGUUUCCUGGGUGAAAGUGUCUAAUCUAUAUCUGAAAAACUUUUAUACAAAUCUACGUAGCAUUUGUACAGCGGCAAUAUGGGACAAGUGUCGUAAGAUGGGCGGUAAAAAUUCGGUGAUACAGGUCGGUGUGAUCAGUCUAGGUACGACAUCGCAAGACGGACAGAUGCGACAAGUGAAAGUCGAGGUUCUCGGUGUUCUAGAUCCUACUACAAUGGAUUUACGAUUACGUGCCUGGGAACCGUCGCAGGAAGGAUAUAGGACAUCGUGUAAAAGACGAUUUAACAGCAUUUUACAACCAUUGAAAGAAUGGGUCCAUACAGACUCUAAGAUAAUGACCGACUUUACCGUUGACAAAAAUACUUUGCAUGAAAUGGGUUAUAUCCAUGUUACACAGUCUGUGCUCGCAGAGCAGAAUUCCAGAAAUCUCAUGAGCAAUUAUCAUAUCAUGGAGUAUCUUAGAAAAAUUGUACCAAGAAUGUUCCAGAACACAUUGAGUUUGCUUAGUAGACAAAUGAUACAACAGUUUUUAGACGAAUUAAUAUGGAGAGAAAUGUAUGGCGGUACAUCGGAACGUGCAUUUGACAAUAUCAUUCGACAUAUUGCAGAACAAACUAGACUUGAAUACAAUGAAUGUUUAUUGGACCGCUUGUCGAGAAUAGCUGCUAAUCCAUUUCAUGAUUGGUCUUAUUCUGAUUCGUUACCCAAUGCAACAGUAGUAACGAAUCAGAAAGAUUCAACCUCAGAAUCCACAACUGAUGCAACAUUAUCUUCAAAAGUUCCCGAAGUUCCUACAGUGAAACCUGGUUUGCGACGAGGAAGGAAGCGCGUUUAUCCCGCGACAACUUCGGAACCUGAAAUAAAAAGACCAGCAAUUGAGAUUAAAAGUAAUAAAGAAAAAGAAGAUAAAAACGAUAAGGAACCAAAAGAUCAAAUUCAACUUCAAGAAUUAUAUUAUGCUACAAUGGAAGGCAAUAAGAAUAUAAUUUUGAAGGAACCCAAAGCUUCUUUAUAUUUCAAAUGCUUCCUUUGUACGACAGUAAUGAGAUCAAAUACCGAAGUGAUGGAGCAUAUGAUCAGUCACGUACCACCACAACUACCAGGUCAAUCGGAAUUAUCGGUAUGCCGGUACUGUUGCACUCCACUUUCAUCGCAGCAUCAAAUGCUUACCCAUGUAUCGGAAACCCAUAGCAAUUUCGGUCAUUCUGAUAAUCUCAUGGUAGUUUGUGCUAUCUGCGAAGAGAAAUUUGGAAAGAGCAAAUCAUUGAUCGAUCAUUUGACAUUAAUGCAUUAUCCUUCCGAGAUGCCGUAUCAAUGUGAAAGUUGUGGCUAUCGUACAUCCAGUCAUAAGGACGUUAUAGAUCAUUAUUAUGAAACUCACGAGAAGGGCGAGGGAUUACAAUGUCCGUACUGCCUCAAGGUAAUACAAUUUGUGAGCGAGGGCAACCCAAAUGCAUCCAACGUUUAUGCUUACUUAUCACACAUGCAAAGGCACAUUGUAAGAAGAGAUCAAGGAAAAGGCAACAAGUGUUCAAGAUGUUGUCUCUGGUUUAAUCAAAAGAGUACGCUAACAAUGCACCAACGAGAGUUACAUGACUGUGUUGCUCAUACAAAGGCAAUACCAUAUUCUGCUGGAAACAAUGGCAUAAUGAUCUCGAAUCGCAUACCAGAAGUUGUACAAUUUUCUGUAGAUAGUCCACCACCUGAAUUACCAUUGGAUGACAAAAUACAAAAAUGGAGUACAGGUCCAAUUACAGUAAACACUUUCACCAGACAUCUAUCGUGCCAGGAAUGCGAAGAAGACAUUGAAGAAGAUGAACACUAUCCAGGAGAACAACGAUGUCAACAAUGCCGUUAUGUUACUUGUUGUUGGCGUGCAUUCCAAGAACAUCAACAACAAAUUCAUAAUGAAAGACCGAAGAUUAGUUUGAUUGUGCCGUCUCCCUUGGUUAACAUCCCAUUAGAAAAGAAAUUACAAUGCGAAUGUGGUUACAUGUCAAACGAUGGUAAUCGAUUAGCAAAACACUUGAUAAAAUGUAAAAAAAUGUCGGCACGUCCCGUCGAAGAAUCAGCACCAUCUGGAAUGCUUGAUAGUUUAGGAUUAGUUCCAAGAACCGCGUCUGAGGAAGCUGAUACGAAUGGGAAAUCCAAUUUACGCAAUUAAAUGUGACAUAAAAAUGAGAUAUAUAAUUACUAUUAUAAUGUGAAUACAAUAGUAAUUAUAUAUGUGUGAUAUA